UAAAGUUAUCUCCACCGAGCCUGUCACUUCCAUUGUCUCAUAUUGCAUGCCAGUCCGGUCGACUCGAUGGCUACCACAUAUGCGGAAAUUGGGGGGGGUGGUCUCGGUGGUGUGUGCUGCAAGGUAUAAAAACCCCCUGUCAGUGACACUUAUUCCCAUCAUCAACGCAACUAGACAUCCUUCACAACACAUCUCCCAAUCUUCCCUUCAACAACCAACCUUCUUCUGACUAUCCACAAACAUCAUGCGAUUCACUUCGUUCUUCAUUGCUGUUCUCCCUUUCGUCGGGUCUGCUUUCGCUGCUCCCCUCAGCAACAAGGCCUCCGAAGCCCUUGUUGUUAGAUCUGAGUCCCUUGCCCCUCGAACUGUCGACUACGUCGGCAUCCUUACUACACUUGAUAAUGACAUCAAAAACGCCGGCCCGCUCUCAGGGGACUCCACUGAGGGUGAGGUGACUGCAGCGCUCACUACCGUUAAGGAGGCAUUCGACACUGCGAAAUCGGCUCUCCACAUUGUCUCCUCUAAGCGGGACCUCGACAUGGGCGUUGUUGCUCGUGACAGCACCGCAGAUGAAGUCUCCACUCUUUUGUCUACCGUCUCCGCCGAUGUAAAGGCUCUCAUCGCUCCUGUCGAUGUCACUCUCCUUUCCCUUCCUGCAGUCGGUGGCCUCGUCAAGGAGGUAAACUCCGCACUUGACUCCGUUCUCACGGGUCUCGGCGAUGUUCUUGGUGGUGUCGUUUCCCUGGUUGCCAAAACUCUCAACAGCUUGGGUAUCGACAUCGCUCCUUUCCUCAGCAAAGACAUCAACGUUCUUUACGAUAUCUUUGGCAAGUUGUAAUUUGCCAUCACAAGCUUCCCCUUCUGGCUGUUGAGCGUUAGAUAUUCAUCUGCGGGAUGAGUUUGCCAUUAUAAAUGUCACUAAUUAAUUAAGUUAUGAUGGUUGUUUAAUUAAAUGCGAUUAUUAUAAUGAUAUGUCUGCUAUCUGCUUCA
Molecule: messenger RNA, 990 nt
Organism: Cryptococcus deneoformans JEC21
Lineage: Eukaryota; Fungi; Basidiomycota; Tremellomycetes; Tremellales; Cryptococcaceae
Product: expressed protein
Exons: 4
Coding region: 245-838 (197 amino acids)
Source: RefSeq, a predicted model, not a curated record